AGUUUUGGCUUGAUUCGGGUUUUGAAUGCGGAGAAAUGAUAACCAAUUAUGGCACAUCGAGCUUUAAUGGGAUUCUACAAGAAGUUAUCGCCUAUAAAGAAGGAGAUAAAAACGUUUGAAAAUCUAUUAGUUUUAGACUUUGAAGCAACGUGUGUCGAAGAUAAAAUUUUAUCACCUCAAGAAAUCAUUGAAUUUCCAUGUAUUGUUCUUUCUACUAAAACUUGGAAAGUAACAAAUGCUUUUCAUAAAUAUGUUAAGCCACAAGUACAUCCUAAAAUCUCAUAUUUUUGUACCGAUCUAACAGGAAUUAUGCAACAAACUGUAGAGAACGAGCAACAUUUUCCAGUUGUUUUUUCAGAGUUUUGUCAGUGGUUGGAAAAGGGAAACUAUUUUAAUGAAAAAGAAAACAGUGCUUUCGUAACAUGUGGCGAUUGGGAUUUGAGAGUUAUGCUUCCAGAACAAUGUAAACUAAGUAACAUUGAAAUACCUUAUUAUUUUAAUCAAUGGAUUAAUAUAAAAACGGCAUUUUGCGCAAAAACAGACUAUUAUCCACGCAGUUUAAAAGAUAUGUUGAAACAUUUAAAUAUGGAAUUUCAUGGAAAAUGCCAUUCCGGUAUAGAUGAUGUUCAUAAUAUAAUUAGAGUAAUACAAAAAUUGGCAAAGAUGUACAAUUCGGAGUUCACAAUUACUUCAAAUAUUCAAAUUAAAGACUCAUUUUCAUUCAAUACUGUUUAUUAAAAAC
Molecule: messenger RNA, 742 nt
Organism: Ceratosolen solmsi marchali
Lineage: Eukaryota; Metazoa; Arthropoda; Insecta; Hymenoptera; Agaonidae
Product: ERI1 exoribonuclease 3
Exons: 2
Coding region: 49-738 (229 amino acids)
Molecular function (GO): nucleic acid binding; 3'-5'-RNA exonuclease activity
Source: RefSeq, a predicted model, not a curated record